This is a messenger RNA of Cataglyphis hispanica, 12745 nucleotides long. RefSeq names its product DNA-dependent protein kinase catalytic subunit-like. The coding region runs from base 149 to 11935 and encodes 3928 amino acids. The transcript is spliced from 15 exons. Lineage: Eukaryota; Metazoa; Arthropoda; Insecta; Hymenoptera; Formicidae. Gene Ontology annotation, molecular function: protein binding; DNA-dependent protein kinase activity. Gene Ontology annotation, biological process: double-strand break repair via nonhomologous end joining; telomere maintenance. The record is from RefSeq and is a predicted model, not a curated record. Gene Ontology annotation, cellular component: nucleus.
CGUUCCCUCCAUUUCCUCCCACACUCCUACAUUGUGGUUUCGCGUGAUGUGAUGAUAAUGAUAGAAAUAGUAAAUGAUGAUAAGCAAAUGCAUGGCGUAGUGUUGUGCGUACCGACAUGUUUGACAUUUUGAGCUCGGGCCAUUAAAAAUGGAUUCUUAUCAAAGCUUCAUAGAAACAUUUCAACAAGCUAUCUCCACCAGAGAUUUAGCUACUUUAACAAAUAAUUUGAAAAGUGGUCAAGGAUUUCUUGCGAUUAUUUCACUUGAAGAUCGCGAAUCACUUGUACAUAGCAUAUUUGAUAGAAGUGAUGGCUUGCUGUGUUUCCUCAAGUAUGAACUUGAAAGACGGGUUGCAGAUAAAAAUAUUGAUAAUGCAUGCACAGAAGGAUUCCAUUUCCUUAAAUUUUUUAUCAAAAAUUUUUACACAACUUCGUGUUUUGCACAAUAUAUCCUUCAACUUAAGGAUGUGUGUCAGUUAGCACUGAUUAUAAAAUGUUCUUUUUAUACAAAGAAAGCUGCUUGUAAUGUUUUUACAAAAUUGAUUGAGCUAUUCAGGGAUCAUGAUUUAAAACUUAGUGAAACAGUGAAAAAAUUUAUCGAUAUAUAUCGUAAAAACAACAGUAAAGAUGAAAUAAAAGAUAGAAGAUUGAUAUUAUGUGUUUGUAGUAAAAUAGUCAAAUAUAAUGAAAAUGUCUGUCUAUCGCAGAAACAUUUGAUUAGUAUUUUUAUACUACUGUAUUCUGAUAUGCAAGAGUAUAAUCCAAAUAUCAACAUACCCAACGACUUCCAUAUGUACUUUGAUGUUUUCGCGGACAUGUUAGAUAGUGUUGAACCGCCGGAGCAAAUACGAAAAAAACUCUUUUGCAAAUCGUAUGAAUGGAUUAAGAAUCUUAGUCAGCAGGAUAGACAACAAUCUAUUGUAAUAUCGGCAAUCGAUCUCCUAAAUCGUCAUAUGAAUUCAUUUCAAGAUUAUUUGUAUCCUGAUUGCCAGUAUUGGUAUAACUUUCUUCGGCGUUUAUCGCGCAAAACAACUGCUUCUGGUGCCUAUGGACAGCGGGCAUUGAAAACAUUUUACCGAGUGAUCGGACAUAUUCUUACAGAGAUAGAUAGCGGCGAAGAUGCACGAAAGUUAUUAUCGUAUUUUCUUGAAGAGUUUGAAAGAGAAUUCAAAAAUACUGAUUUAGAUGUAACCACCUUGCAAUUAGUUGUUUAUGGAUUCAGUCAAAUGGCUGCACCAUGCAAAUUGCAUCUGAAUCAAUAUCAUAUCGGACAUAUGUAUUCAAUUAUAACUAGUUAUGCACUUCCUCUUUGCUCCAGUGAACAGAGUGAUUCGAAACACAUAGAAAAUAUUUGUUGUUAUCAAGAAGCGCUCUCGGAAAUGUGUCAUAUGACUGAUGUUACAAUUGAAAAAAUUAACGUUCUUGUAAAACUCAGUAUCUAUAUUAUCAAGAGAUUUCCCGAUUUAGUGAUAUCUAACAACGCGCUCGCCGUUUCAGCGUUGAUUAAAACUAUCAGCAAACUUGCAAAUAUAAAUAAAAAUUUGGUGCAGCAAUAUCUCGAUAAUAUAAUUUAUGAUGGCAUUGCUUGGAGCUGUUCGCAUACGUUGGCGCUUGACGCAGAAUUACAACGAGAACUAAACUUGCAACAGUCACCAAUAUGCUACAAAAAUUAUUUGCCGUUGUGGACGGAACUGUUGAACAUCGAAAAAUAUUCCGUCCGCGGAUGCGAGCAAAUGGCGCAACAUGUGGCAAAUACCCUAAUGAACGUGUGCAUCACGUUGGUUGGCCGAUUGGAUAUACGUGUAAAACGAAUAAACGAGGACACCGUAUACUCGGACGUGGCCCUUUCUCAAAGUGCCUUGAACCAGGCGGACUUUCGCGUAUUCACGAAUCUCGUGGACCUUUACAUCAAUGUAAUUGAUGCAAUCGAUACGUCGAAACUGUUGCUAUUUGCCAACACCGUGUGCAGAUUUCUCUUCGAGAUUGUCAGAUUGUCGUAUAGAUAUCCGUUGAUAUCUGGUUUCUACAAACUCGUUCGAACUGGUAUGAAAAUCUUCGUCGCUUGCACAUCAGAAGAAGAAGAGGACACUAGAGAUUCGCAACGAAUAAAAGAGCUUUUAUCUAAUUAUUUGUCACAUACUCUUGAUCUAAUCCCAACGUUCUCUAAUGAACUGCUAAUCGCGUGCCUCUACUUAAUCCUAGAUUCGCCCUACGCAUGCUUCAAGGAUGCGCUGCCAUGCAUGUUGCCGAUAUUCAGGAUCGCGUUUACUGUCGGUUUGAGUAACCUGGAGCUCGCGUAUACCGCGCUCACUUCUUUGCAGACAUGGACUGAACAAGAACAACAACAGGAGCGAACGAAUGAAUUGCUACGCGAAAUCGUAGCGUAUCUGGAACCAUACUUGCGCAGCACAGAGAGCUCCAUCGAGGUCUCUCAGGAUUUGAUGGCGACGAGGGCGAAAAGUCGUGUGAAACGUGUCGAGGUUAUUGACACUGAAUGUAUGCUGCGAAACUUCCAACGGCGAGUUCUGCUCUUCCUCGGAUCGCUCGAUCACGACUUGCUGUCAAGUUUUGUUCAUGAUCGUGCUUCCCGUAGCACUGGGGCGUCCUGGGAUCACAAGAAUCUGCUCAAAUAUACCUUAUUGUUGCCGGACGCACGACCGGACAUUUAUUUCGAUCGGAUGUUCCCACGAAUAAUUGCGUUGGCGCGCGAAUCCAGCGAUCGGCGUACCAAGAUCGCAGCCUGCGAGGUUCUGCAUUCGAUGAUAACACUUAUUAUCGGCUCUACUGCGCGACAUCUCUCCAAUCCGGAGAAUCAUUUCACCGCUCUCUACGGCAUUCUAUGCCCGGCUAUGCUCGUACUUGGCUGUGAUUCCGACGAAGUCGUGCGAGGCCUUUUUCAGCCGUUGACGUUGCAGUUGAUGCAUUGGUUUAGCUCCAGGCUCAUGUUAUUGUCACCCGUUAUCUCGCCCGUUCUCGAUUCGCUAUUCGAGAGCUUAACCGACGAUUCGAAUCCCGCAUUACGAGAGUUCUCCGGCACAUGUCUGGCGGAAUUCACACGUUGGUCGUUCAAGCAAGCAUCGGAGGUGAAAGACGUCCAAUCGAACGUGCAUCGGAUCGUCCAAAAAAUCAAUGAGCUCGCGCUGCAUCCGUCAAUGCGUAAACGCGUGGCCGCGGCUGUGGCCUUCAAUCAUCUCUAUGCGAUCCUUCGCGAAGACGAUGACAUAGUGUCGAUCUAUUGGUUAGAAAUAUUCUACUGUUUUGUUUGCAGUUUGAAUGAUGAAUGUGAUGAUCCAUCAAUCGCGAACGCACUAGCUCACAUCGAAAAAGUAAUGAGAUUUAAGGUGGAUCUUCUGAACGCACCCGGUCCACCUGACAGGAGAAAACCGCACGAGUUUGACGGCGCGACUUUGACCCACGCUAUGUACUGGUUGCUCUCACGGUGUGGAACACUAGAUGAACGUUGCCGAGCGAAAUGCAUGGAAUUAUAUAUCAACAUGUCACAAUACGUUGAUAGUUACCCGCAGGAAACGAUACAGAUCUUUGUCGAGACUUACGGAAUGGAUCGAUUGAACGAUAUCGUUCUAAGAGGCUUGGAAUCCGGCGUAGGAGAUAUUUCUGUAAUCGGCAAUGUGACACCACUCUUGAAGGCUCUGGAUUGCUACGUGUGGUUUUUGGAAAAUCAAUUGCUAUCGAUAGAAACUCUCUUUUCUGCUACUGAUGAUGCACAAGAACACACAAUCUUCUCCUGCAUUCAGAGUUUCACUCGUCAAUUCCAACAAUUAACCGAGAAUCCGGCAGAGAUGGUUGCGAUAAAUUCCAGGGAACUCGAACAGCUGCAGACCCUACAGUGCAAAACUUUGAUGGCUACAUUGAACUUUAUACAAAUGUUGCUGAAUAUUAACGUUAAUGUUCUACCGAAUUCCUUAUGGGACGAGUCCUUGUCUGCAUUAACGAUCAAGUGCAUAAUGUCUCCGCGAGCGGUUGGCUUCGACAUCAGGAACAUCGAGAUGACAGACAAGUUGCCACAUGUCUUGGAAAUUUUAUUAAACGCUAUGAAAUCGCAGCUUACUUAUGCUUUGCCGAACACCUUUAAGAAUUGUCUCUUAAAUUUUGGCCAGAAACACAUCGCGAGACUUCUUUAUUUGAAGGAUAUCGCACAAAACAAUUUCGGCGAUAAUCUGAUACAACAAGUUAAAGGUCUGAUUCUGCUACAGCGAUGCAAUAUGCUCGAUCGAAUGAUGAUAGAAAAGAGCAGUUUCACGCAAGGCGAGAAAACGAUCGAGCGUAUCUUCAAGUUUCUAGUGAACAAACGCAUCGGCGUAUGGAUUUGUAGCAAUUUAAACGCGCAGAUGAUUGAAUAUUUGAGAACUCUGAUGGAAUUUCAACUCUCAUUAUUCUCAUCGACGAUCGAGGCACCGAAUUUGGUGAUACCCGAAGAUACUCGUUCGAUAACCGAAACGCUGAUGAAAUUUAUAUCCAAUAAUACUCUGAUUAUUGGCACAGAUUCCGCGCAGAUCAUUUACGGCGAAUAUUUUCUGAACAUGUUUAAGGAUACGAUUUUCGGGUUUAUGUUGACACACGUCGCCGCAAUUACGCUCGUCUUUGACGAUUUAUCACGGGACAAUCCGUUCUUCUUGCUCAAAUGGCUGGAGGAUCUGCUGCUGUAUCUGAAACAACACAAACGUGAAUUUCAAGCUCACGUAGACGCGACAGUGGACGUGAUCUUGCGGCAUUUUACAUGUCUGAAGAAUGCCGUCUGCAACAACGAUAGUCGUAAGGAGAGACUGAUGAAUAUUUAUGGCACUGUGGUGCGUCUUAGUUCGAAGCCCGUGAAAAUCACGCGGGAUUUCGCGUUUCCCGAGAUUUAUCAAUGGAUUCUGGAUCAGUUGAUUGGCAGUAAUAAUCUCGAGUAUAAGACGCAGAUUUUGCAAAAAUUUUUCAUUUGUCUGACGGACGCGACAACUGAUGACGGCAAUGAUAAUCUUGAAUUGCGAAGGAUUUUGCUAUCUUUAAAGAGCAACAAUCAAGAAUUGUUUUUGAAUUUGUCCGAAACAAGCGUGAACGCCAUGAAAGUGAUCGACUGUUUUGAAACAUUACUAACACUGCUUUCGACAACGAAAUCAAUAAUUAUGCUCGAAUGCGUAAUACGAUUUGCAGCCGGUACUGGCGAUCGUCUGUGCCAGGAUGAGAAGAUAGAGGAACAUCUGCGUGAAUAUUAUCGCGAAGCGUCCAGCGAAUACGCUCUACACUCAUUGAAGAUAACAUAUAGUACGUUUAUGAACCGUGACUUUUAUUUCUUCGAAAGGCUCGAUAUUCUGCGCAAUUUUCUCUUGCCGAUGUUCAAAUUUUGUGACGCGAUCACAAUUCAGCGCUUCUUCGAGCAAAACAUUCGCGAUUUGUACGAACUCGCUUCCGAUCCAAUCACCACCACUGACAACACAAAUGCUAAACACACCAUCGUGUCAAAAAUCGGAUGCUUUCAAUUGAUAACGAUCUUGUUUGCUACGGUGGAUAUGAACAAAUUAGUUGGCGUGAAUGCGACGAUUGCGUUAAACGCUCUACAUCAAAAUAUUAAAAUUGGCAAAGAACUCAUUCAAAGUUUGCUGAAACUUGUCUACAAAACGCGAACUCUAAGGGUGGACCAACCAGGAUGCAACGAGCUAAUGCGUCUCUUAUAUUGCUCUGCGUACAAUUGCGAGCUGACGAUCAUCAACUUGAAAGAGGAGGAAUGGUAUUACAUCUCAGCCUUUAGCGAGAAUCACUCGACCAAACCAAAAUUUCUUCUCUGGGAAAACAUCGUGGAUUGCAACAAGCGUUAUCAGCUUGGUCAGACCUUUAAGGAAUAUCCUAAGACUCGCGAAAUUACUAUUAAUAUGAGAUCCAUGACUUUCAAUGUAGACGGACCACAACACAGAUACGCGUACGUUCACAGUUACGAUUUAUCGGCGUCCACACUGUGCGAGGACAUCAACGCCUACGAUUUUAACAGAUCCGUCUUGCUACCAUUCAAUUCUCAUCAUUCCAUCUCGGCGAAAAAUCUCAAUGAUCCGCGUGGACAAACGAGCAUCGCCCUUGAAAUCGAUGAUUUCAACAAGCACGAAUGCAUGCCAUAUAUAUGCGUCUUGUUGCGACGUAUCAGGGAAAUCUUUGUACCGAGCAAAGAAUUGCCCAAGGCAAUGGCUCGCUUUCUCAAUGGCCUGAAUAAAUCUAAACCUAAUAUUAUACUAUUCCUAUUGAGAAUUAUCUGGAACACUAAUGAUGUGUUCAAAUCUUACGCGAAAUUUAUGCUGAUACCGAUUGUUGAAGCCAUCACUAAUUAUCUGGGACAAAACGAUUUGAAUUAUAUUAUUACAGAUAUUAUAGAAAUACUUAUGGAUUGGCAUGAUGUGGCCGUACCGAACGACGAGGAGGACAGAAAACAAGCUCAGAAUCUUUUCGAGAAACUCAUCGACAAAGUAUUGGUAGAAACAUCUAACAAUGAACGACGUGUGUACGAUUAUAAUCUCAGUCUAAUAAAGAAUAUGGUAGAGAAGUGGCACUGCUAUCUACGAGUGCCGAAUGAUUUGCUGAACAGAAAAAUGAUAUCUGUGCCAAAGGCCGCAGUAUAUCUCAUCUUAGUGCUUCUCGACAAUGAUAUGACCGAAGAAAUUGUCGCGAGAGAUGACAUUAUCGACUUCUUGCUGAAACCAUUGCGCGAUUGGAAGACACCCGAAAUAGACAAAACGCCUCUGCAGUGCAGUGAAUGUCUCGGAUUAUACUUGAAAUCUUUAGAUAAGCGCAAUGAGGUCGAGAUACAGAUUAAGAAACGCGAACUAAGAGAGAAAAUUUUGACUAUUCUCGGUCCCAUACAGCAGUACCAAAUAAGCAAACAAGUGAAACGCAUUGCUGUUCUCUGCCGGACUUAUCCCGAGGUUACUGUGGAUUACAUCAACGUGAUACUCAAUGCAAUGGCCAAAAAUGUCGAAAGACCCUACUGUCUGGAGAUAUUCACAUUGUUUAUGACGAGACUCAGCCCCUCGGAUGACGAAUCUGUGAUUAUGAAUUAUCUGCGUCACAUGCAGCUUCAGGAAGUAUUGAUAAACAGAGUAUCGUUUUGUGAGAAGCUAGCAUUGGGAAUCGUCGGCAAUUUAGUAACGAUCCUCUCACCAUCGGAUCUGUUGCUUUAUGUGAAUCUGACGAUCCCGUACAUUAAAGACGUAAUCACGGAACACCGGGAUUUAGUCUACGACAUACUUAUGAAGGUUUAUAGGAAAUACUCGGCAGACAUAACUGCAAAGGACGAUGCGAUUCAGACCCUGUUGUCUGUCAGUGUGGAGAAGCUGUUGGCUGGUUUAUUGGAUCCGUCACAGGAGCUGCAGGAUAGAAUACUGCGGUUUUGGUCGGAGGAGACGAGACUCAGCACGGAGAAAUCGAAGAAUCGAUUACUAGGACUUCUCUCUAUGCACUCGUUGCUUCAAAAAACAACGAUGUCGUCUGAAGACGACGCAUUCGCGCCCUUCAUAGCGCUAUUGAUGCUGCAGUUGGUAACAAAAUCGAUAGACUACAACAAGAACAUAUUCGACGCACCGUUGCAUAGUAAUUGUACCUUUGAGAACUAUAAAGUAGCCGUUUCCUGGCGGAGGCGGAAUUUAAGCUGCAUGGCUCCAAUGUUCGUCGAUUCGCUCGCCUCACAAAUGAGCUAUGGCACCUUUUCUCAGAUAAACGAUACCGAUUUUGGCUCUCUCGUAGAUUCCUAUUCGCGCUUCUCACGAUACUCAGGCAUUCCUCUGAGACUUCGUGCGACGCAGGAUUUGCAGUUUGAGCCGACUCUUCUCGACAACGAUGAAAUUAUGAACGCGACGCUCGAUGUCGAAUUUGAUCGAACGAUAACAGCAUCUUCGUCGAGACAAUCAUUCCAAAACACAACGCGCAAGAGACCCUUUAGACUUCUGGCAAACUCAUCGGACAUCGCAAACAUCAUCCGUCAUAAGCAAAUACAGAAGAAUGUACAACGAGCAGAAAUGAUGAAGCAGGAAAGUAUAAGACAGAGAAGUAGCGUAAAAUUGUACAGAGAUUAUAGAAUCGGAGAUUUCCCCGACAUUGAAAUAUCUCAUUCGAAUUUGAUUGUACCGCUUCAACAGUUGAUAAAACUGGAUCGGCUGAUCUGUAAAGAUGUGACUGUAUCGUUAUUUUGUUCCUUGAUCGAAGAAAUAACCGAGAGAGAGAAAUCCGAUGACUUCCGUCAGGCCGUCGUGGACAGUUUAAAGAAAAUUCUGCAAAAUUCGAGCGAGAGAGACAGUUCCUUCAAUGCCGUUAUUCUGGAAAUUUUACUACAAUUAAAUGCCACUGACUGUAAUCCGCUAGAUAUAGCGAAGAUCUCCAAGACGAGCCGCUUGGACGUUCUUGGCGCUCUUCUCCUGGAACGCAAUUUGUUACCUAAUCCGCGGGAUGAUGACUCAUCCACGCCGAGCAAAAGAAUGCGAAGAUGCGACAACGAUGAGACUGACAAAUGGAUGCAAUUGGCAUGUCUCUAUAAAUCAUUGAAUGAUGUUGAUGUUGUCUUGAGUAUCUUCCGAGGGCGACAAUUUUUUGGCGAUGACAUGCAGCAAGCUGCUUUCGCGGAAGUAAAUGGUGAUUGGAUUCAAGCGAGAGACGUCUACACAAGCGCUUACGAACGAAUCGAGAAUCGGUCGAUGAGGGAGCACUGCUUUCAAGGAUUACUUAAGGCCGUCGAGAAUUUAUGCGAUUGGUCGGCUAUCAAUCAGCUUGUGAAGAGUCGCACGAGUGAAAACAAUCUGAAUGGCGUCUGGAACGACACGUGGAACGAUUGGACGAUUCCAUAUGUUUUCGAUGCUUAUGUACACAUGCUGGCGGAGGGAAACUGGACGUCAAGUGACGACGAUCUGGUAAUCAUCCAAUCAUGGAUGAACGAUCGAGAUAAAUUAAAGUAUCUUAAACAUAUGGUAGGCAAAGAUCUGAUAAUAUUUUUGCUGAUGGGUGAAGAGCAGCAGCGACAGGCAACCAAUCUAUUGAACGAACUUCUGGACAAAAUGGGAGAACAAUGGGUCAGUUUGAGUCCUCUCUGCAUCGAACGAGGAAUACGCGAAUCGUUAAAGUUGCAAGUCAUAAACGAUCUCAACACUUCACUCAAGGUUCUUCGAUGUGCGAAUGAAGCAAACUACCUAGAUCAGCUGGAUGCGUUAUUGAACUUCUGGUCAUCGAAAGUACCCACCGUUCAAGACAAUCUCGUACAGUGGAAUAAAUUAACUGCUUAUCGAACAUAUUUUUCAAUGUUAUUCAAAAACAAUAUGAAAGAGGAUGACGAGGAGAAUGAGAAAUGUGCGAUUAUCAAAGAGCGGAUGCAUCGAAGUCGUUUUCAGCUUCGACUCGGCAUCGCCGAUGCUGCGUUGCACCAGAAACACCGAUACAUUGCCGAGAGGCAUCUGAAUUACAUGAACGAGCAUUUACAAAACAUCCGUCAGCCUCUAAAGCUUCCGUUAGAGCUUUCGUGGCUCGAGGCUAGAAUCAAGUGUCUGUGUGCCGACAUUGAAACAGACGCGCGCACAAAAAUGAUCAAUUACACCGCUUCCUGGAAAUGCUCGCAUCAAUUACUGAACGAAUGCGGUGAGCUCGACGCCAACAUGCAUACCGCCAUCAGGCAGCACGUCAGUGCACUGGCUUCGAAGAUCGAAUUUUCAAGCAGGAAAAACGCAGAAUUCGCGAACGCAUUGGCGAGCAACGCCGCGAUUCUGCAGAAGAUAGGAAUCGCGGAAUCGACGCGCGUCGUUGACCUAAAUAACAUUCGAGAGCAUUUACUGCAGUACAGCUUGAAUAAUCUGCGAGCUUGCUGCGAGAAUGCGACGAGGACCGCCGCCAUUAACAUCGGUGAGCAUUAUUGCGCUCUGGCCCGUCAUUGUUAUGGUAGACUGACGUCCACCGAUAUGGAGAGCGACGAACUUUUCCACGAAUUCCUAUUAUCCACUCUGAGAUCUAUGCGUUAUGAUUAUCUCGAGGCGGCACACUAUUUUCCCUGCUUGCUGAAACCUGAACGGUUACAGAACGAAGAGAUACGUACUACGUUCGUUCGAGAGUGCGCUGAACUGCAGCCAUGGUUGUUCCUGCGUUGGCAGGAUCUGCUGUUCUCCCAUCUGGGCACGCCGUCAAUUGCAAGCGCGAUUGUAUCGAUUGUCGAGAGAAUCGCCGAAGCUUAUCCCGAUGCGGUAGUCUACACCUAUCACCUGGUUAUUGAGAGAAACCCCGCUAUUCUGCAGGAAAGAAACAUUCAGCGAAUACGCUCACUCUUGCACGAUAAAGCGGAGAAGUACGAACAAUUCUUGCGGGCGAUACAGUACGUGGCACAACCGGAAUUGUAUCUCAAGCAUUAUCUUAAUGAAGUGAUGAGGGAUCUAUCGCAAGGAAGAGGGGCGACGGCCAUCGAGUCGCUGCUGCAAAAGGUUUAUCCGAAGAUAUGGGCAGCAGAAAAGAAUAAUCCUCGUCCGGGUAAUACCUAUCAGAUAAUCGCGAGAUAUGAAAGCGAGAUAAGAGCCUUGGAUCCUGACAAUCACGACGCCACACGAGAAGGAAUACAAAGACUCAAAAAAUCGUUGAAUGAGUCUCUUUCCAACCGCGCGAAUAGAAAUAGACUGAACGAUUACAGCCCGUUCUUACACCAGUUUAUGGGCAGCGAUAUCGAGGUACCCGGCCAAUAUACUGAUGAUAGGGAACCAAUAUUGCGUUAUCACGCAAGGAUUGCACGUUUCGAGCCACGCGUGGUAGUUAUGCAAUCGCUGCGCAAACCGAUUCGCAUCUGUAUGGUGGGCGACAAUGGCAAGGAGUACAAGUUUCUGGUGAAAUUUGGUGAGGAUCUGACGAUCGACCGCGGCCUCCAGCAAUUGUACGCCACCAUGAAUAGGACAUUACGCAAUGACGCAAGCUGUAGACAAAGACGCUUGGUCAUAGACACGUAUGAGGUGAUUCCAUUAUCGAAAUCAUUCGGCCUCAUACAGUGGAUCGAGGAUACGAAAUCCCUGGAUGAUUUGAUACGCUUCACUCUGUCGAAGAGAGAGAGCGAUCAAUGCGAGAGCAUUUAUCACAGAUAUGUGGCGUGGAUAGCGAGCGCGACACUUUCGAAGCAAAUCGUCGAUCAGUACAAAGAGGCAUCCAGAUACAGCUGGCGAACUGUCACGGAACAGAUGGAGCGUUUCGUCGGCGAGACCAAGCGAACGGCUCUGCGCGACGCUUUCGAUAUCGUUAGUCCGUCACCAGAGUGCUUCGCGACGUUGCGACGUAACUUCGUCGCGAGUUACGCGACGAUGUGCGCAGCUCAUUGGCUCGCAGGCAUCGGUGAUCGCCAUCUGGAGAACACUCUGGUGCGCGUAACCACCGGACGAUGCCUUGGCAUCGAUUUCGGUCACGCUUUCGGCGGCGGCCUGCGCACGUCCGUACCAGAACUCGUACCCUUUCGUCUGACGCCGCAGAUUCUCGAGUUACUGCUACCCUUCACGGAGCGCGACCUCCUGGCCACAAUCAUGACCCAUGUGAUGCGUGCCCUGCGCGACGAUCGCGGCCCGAUCCUCGCUUGCAUGGAUAUCUUCAUUCAUAAGCCUAUCAAUCGAUCAUCGAAUAUCAACGACGACGAGAUAGCGACGAGGAAUGACGAUGAACAAGUUGACGCAGACACAUGGUCGUCAAAGAAAAAUAUUGAAAUAGUAGCGAGGAAAUUAAAUGGAAUCCAUCCAUCACUUAUUACAUUGGAGCAAUUAAAAGAAACACAUGAUGAUAAAUAUUUUACAAGAUAUCAUGCUAUUGUCAUGGGCAAUGAUGGAGUCAAACAAGCACGAGCAGAUAUAAAGAAUGAUUGUUUGACACCUGCCGAACAGGUGGAUUGUUUGUUAGAUCAAGCGAAAGACUUUAAUAUUUUGGGCCGUAUGUAUGCAAAUUGGCAACCUUGGCUGUGAUAAUGUUCUAGUUGCAGAGUAUUGCAAAACAUUGCAAGAGUUAUUAAAACCAAUGAUUUAAAAAGAACACACAAAUCAUGUAUACAAAUUUUAUAUAUUUUUUAUAUAUAUUAAAUGAAGAAACUUUAACAUGAAUUGAGAGAACAAAUUAUAAAAUCAUGGAUAAAAUUAUAUAUGUAAUAUUUAUUACAAUUUUAUCUCUUCUUGUAUUAUAGAAUAUAUCUGAUAGGUAAAGUUUAUUAGAUUUUAUAAAUAUUAUAUAACUAUAUUUAAUACGUUGUUAAAAUCGAUCUAUAGACAUGCAAUAUAUCAAUUUAAAAAAGUAAUAUUUGUCGAUUCUAUUUGAUUCUAAAUAUAUAUAUGUGAGAAAAAAGAUUCGAUUUAAGAGAGAGUAAUUUUAAAUUUGAGACCUAAUUCUUUUACAAUUUAUUAUAAAUUUUAGAAAUAAGAGAAUUUCUAAAAAAAUCGAAAUUUUUAAAAUUCUUUUUAAUUUAAUUCAUUAAUAUAUUUUCUAUUUUUGAUAUCUCUUUUGCCUAACAUGUGCUAGAUAUAUAUUUAUUGCAUUUAAACUUGAACUUUGGAUUUGUAAUGAUUUUCAAAUCGUGUACCUACUAUAUACAUGUAUUACGUACUAGAUAUAUCUAAUUAUAUUUGCCUGAUGCUGUAGAAAUUUUUAAAUUGUAUGAUAUAUAUACGAUCAAUAAUAUUGAUUUACAGCCUAUUUUUAUUAUAAAUAUAUAAUUUUGUACAAGAAUAAAACACAUAUACCAAAUGAAUGAAAUAUGAAUUAAUCUAAUAUUAUUCAACUUG